CGAACAGGGCGAUGGCAGCGGUCGGAUGGACCAGAUUCAUGUUGUUUCUGCUGCUCAACAUCUCCAUGGGGAAAAAUGCAGAGCAGUUAACUGAGCACUGUGAUGUUGGACAGACUGUCACUUUACCUUGUAAACACACCAUGUCGAACUGCUCCAUGGUCUUCUGGUUACUGAAUUCAAAAUCAAAUCUACUUACAACAGUUGAACUUGUUGUUGACGGGAAGGUCAAAGACACACAAAGAUCUGGAAGACUGACAGUGGGGUCUGACUGCUCUCUACACAUUAAUAACCUGAACGCUGAAGAUACUGGACUGUACACCUGUCGACUGUAUCACAAUGACAGCAAUUUCACUGAUAUUUCUACUUUGCUAUCUGUUGGCGAAAGAUAUGGAAUAAAAGAAGAAAGGGAACGCAGGUAUAUUAAGGAAACUGAAGACUCUGAUACCAAGACAAACUGCUUCACCCCCGUCGUGUCUCAAUCCACUCUCUCUUCUACAGACAUCAAGAUAUACUGCAUGACUUUGACAGCAGCAACAACCAUUCCUCCUCCUACAAAAGGCAUUGGUGAUGGCAGCUUUCCAGUUGUCGCUGUAACUGCAUCGGGUGUGGCUGUGUGUGUAGGAGUGUGUGUCACUGUAGUAAUAAUACUGAUCUACAACAGGACACCAGAAGGUGUCCGGACCGCACCCUACUCCAGGGGCCGUCUUCCCUCGCAUUUUAGGGCAGCAGGCGCUGCCUGUGGGGAGGUACUGUCACUGGUGUUCCUGCCCCUGACGACCACGUGCCUGAUGACUGCGUACCCAGCAACAACACGACCACCGUGACCCCCUCCCUUGACAACUCCAAGGACACAGUAUAAAGCAUCCGCUCCAAUGCACCUGGCCACGGAACCUCCAACUGAGAGAUGUUCUCCUCACCUAUCUUCCAAGGCUGACUGUUCUGC
Molecule: messenger RNA, 943 nt
Organism: Scleropages formosus (Asian bonytongue)
Lineage: Eukaryota; Metazoa; Chordata; Actinopteri; Osteoglossiformes; Osteoglossidae
Exons: 7
Coding region: 12-824 (270 amino acids)
Biological process (GO): T cell activation; interleukin-15-mediated signaling pathway; positive regulation of ERK1 and ERK2 cascade
Cellular component (GO): external side of plasma membrane; membrane raft
Molecular function (GO): MHC class II protein binding; protein tyrosine kinase binding
Source: RefSeq, a predicted model, not a curated record